AUGAACGGUUCCGUUGUCCAUGGAUCCUUGAGGCCUCUCAUCGCUAUGGCGCAAGAGCCGGAGCCAGAAGACCCGGGCGAGGCGUCUCUCAGGGUACGAGACGCAUACGCCCGGUGGGACGAGACCCUGACGAUCCAGACCAGGGAAUGGAGCUUCGGGGAAGAUCUGCUGCCAGGUAUAGCAGGAUUGGACGAGGAGUGCGCCAGAAUCACAAACGACACGUACCUAGCGGGUCUCUGGAGUAGAGACUGGCAGUACGGGCUGGUUUGGGAGGUCACAAACCCAGAGAUUGGAGACCUCGACGCCUCCCUUCGACAGAAGCGGCAGUCUUCCCCCUAUGUGGCCCCGUCGUGGAGCUGGGCAUCGCAAACCAGGCAGUUCGAGCUCCUCCCGAACCGUCGGUAUUUCCUCGAGGGCUCGUCCGAAGAAAAUGAUGGAGCCCAGAAGGUCAUGUCAGUUUCCGAAACGUUACCAUGUCACGUUUGCCCCGAGUUCGUCCUAGUCCGGCAUGCGAUGGAUUUGCAAUGGCGUAGCCAGUUCGGCCGUCUCAACAGCGGCUCUCACAUAUGUUUACUUGCUAAGCUGGCGGCAUUCUCCUCAGAUGUCAUUAUAGAGCCUCGCACCAGCGAGCAUCCCCCAUUCGGAUACUUUGUAGAUGGCAGCGGGAUUUGCGUGUUUGACUGGACGGUGGAAUCGACCCAGGUCCAACCGCCUGGCAAGAUGCAGCUGUUACUCGCUUCCAGCUGCUGCUUCCAGACCAAUAACUGGCCAAAACUCCAAUGGCUUGUAAGCCUUCGGAACACGCCAGAGUAG
Messenger RNA from Colletotrichum graminicola M1.001, 813 nucleotides. RefSeq lists its product as uncharacterized. The record is from RefSeq and is a predicted model, not a curated record. The transcript has a single exon. Lineage: Eukaryota; Fungi; Ascomycota; Sordariomycetes; Glomerellales; Glomerellaceae. The coding region runs from base 1 to 813 and encodes 270 amino acids.